AUGCAAAGACCUUCAACCUUAAUUCCAUCAUCUACAGGCUGUAAUAUACCUCCUACCGUUCAGUUUCUAGCUGCGCCAAUAGAUAAUUCUACAAUUAAUGUUACCUCGCCUUCUUGCCUCUCUGGAGUCGAAAAUCGAAUAAUUUUGAAUGUUGGGGGUAUUAGAUACGAAACUUAUAGUCAUGUUUUGAAAAAAAUCCCAGCAACUCGUUUAUCCAGAUUAACUCCAAAUUUGUCAAAUUAUGACCCUGUAAAGAACGAAUAUUUUUUUGAUAGACAUCCAGGAGCUUUUUCUUUGAUUCUGAAUUAUUAUAGAACUGGAAAGCUGCACUAUCCAGCAGACGUUUGUGGUCCUCUUUUUGAGGAAGAACUCGAAUUUUGGGGGCUGGAUUCAAACCAAGUAGAGCCUUGUUGUUGGAUGACCUAUACAAAAUACAGGCAGAAAUUAAAAUUAUUUAAAAUUCAAAAAAACUUUAAAGAGAAACCCAAGAAACUUUAGC
Molecule: messenger RNA, 499 nt
Organism: Meloidogyne enterolobii
Lineage: Eukaryota; Metazoa; Nematoda; Chromadorea; Rhabditida; Meloidogynidae
Source: the annotation of a GenBank genome assembly